Pseudogymnoascus verrucosus is the source of this 2454-nucleotide messenger RNA. RefSeq names its product mannosyltransferase (gene ALG9). Gene Ontology annotation, molecular function: alpha-1,2-mannosyltransferase activity. Gene Ontology annotation, cellular component: endoplasmic reticulum membrane. The transcript has 4 exons. The record is from RefSeq and is a predicted model, not a curated record. Bases 87 to 1889 code for a protein of 600 amino acids. NCBI's taxonomy places the organism in Eukaryota, Fungi, Ascomycota, Leotiomycetes, Thelebolales, Thelebolaceae. Gene Ontology annotation, biological process: protein N-linked glycosylation.
CCGCGGGGAUCGCGCGCUGUCAACUUUCUUAUGCACGUUUGUGUCCUAGAACGGUGACGAUUUCACACAGGCAUUGAGUCGUCGCUAUGCCUCCGCCGUCGAAGAUGCCACCUGCAUCGCAAUCAAAGGGCAUAGCUGCCCAGUCAGGGACAGCGAAGCCCAAAAAAACUCCCCCACCAACCCCCUUCGCCAUGAAGCCCAUCACAGCCCUGUGGGUAUUCCUCUUCUUCAACCUCCUCGCCGCCCUCACCUCCCCCAUCGAAGACUGCGACGAGACAUUCAACUACUGGGAGCCCACCCACUACCUCGCCCACUCCUCCGGGCUACAGACAUGGGAGUACUCCCCCGUGUACUCGAUCCGGAGUUGGGCGUAUGUCGGUCUCCAUGCCCUUGUUGGGAGUGUCCGACGACUCUUGCCUUUCCCGACGAAGGUGGGGGAGUUUUAUUUUAUAAGGUAUACGCUGGCCUUUGUGUGUGCGGUGUGUCAGACGCAGUUAUUCCGUGUUAUUAGCAUUACGCUCAACCCACGCAUCGCGCUGUUCUUCUUACUUGCUAUGAUAAGCAGCCCGGGGGUGUUUAGGGCGGCGACGGCGUUUCUGCCGAGUAGUUUCGCGAUGUAUACUACGAUGCUUGGGAUGGCGGCUUUUAUUAAUUGGAGGGGGGGAUUGAGGACGGCGCAGGGGGUGUUUUGGUUCGCGGUGGGAGGGGUGUUGGGAUGGCCUUUUUCGGUGGCGUUAGCAGUGCCGUUUUUGGUGGAGGAGGGGGUUUUGGCGGUUGUUAAUGGGAGGGAGGCGUUUGUUGAUGCGGUGAGGAGGUUGGUGAAGGGGGUGGGGGCGUCGCUUUUGGUUGUGCUCGCCGAAUUCACAAUCUCCUCAACCUUCUACCGCCUCCCCACCCUCGUCCCCCUCAACAUAGUCCUCUACAACGUCUUCAGCCCCCCCCACAAAGGCCCCAACAUCUACGGCACCGAGCCCUGGUCCUUCUACAUCCGCAACCUCCUCCUGAACUUCCACAUCUUCCUCCCUCUCGCCCUAGCCUCCCUCCCGCUCUUCAUCCUCCUAAAACUCUUCUCCCGCCAGCCCCUCGCCUCGGGACUGCGGACCUUGGUGUUUAUAACGCCGUUUUACCUGUGGCUCGCGAUUUUCUCGGCUCAGCCGCAUAAGGAGGAGCGGUUUAUGUACCCGGCGUACCCGGCGCUGGCGCUGAAUGCGGCGAUCUCGCUGCAUAUCCUCCUCGCGGCUCUGGGGCAGUCGUCGCCGCGCACGCUGAUCGGUCGCGUCCCAGCAGGGCUAAAACUCCUCCUCGUCGUCUCCACGCUGGGAACUUCCAUCAUCCUAGGAUUCUCUCGCAUCCUCGGCGCCUAUGACGCUUUCUCUGCACCUCUGCAUAUCUACGAACCACUGCAAUCACCAGGGGUCGCGGUGGAGGGGUCGUCGCUGUGUUUGGGGAAGGAUUGGUAUAGAUUUCCUUCUUCGUAUUUUUUGCCAGAGGGGAUGAGGGCGAGGUUUGUUAGGAGCGAGUUUAGGGGGUUGUUGCCGGGGCAGUUUGGGAAGCAGGGUGGAGAGGGGGGGGAAGGGGGGUGGUGGCCGGGGACGUGGGUGGUGCCGGAGGGGAUGAAUGAUGAGAAUUUGGAGGAUGUGGGGAAAUAUGUCGAUAUCGCCACCUGCGAUUUCCUAGUCGACACCCACUUCCCCUCCUCCACCCCCUCAGCCCUGGAACUUGCAUACAUGCUCGAUACAGAGACGUGGGAGGUGGUGAAGUGUGAACGCUUUAUGGAUGCGGGGAGGACGGGGUUGUUGGCGAGGUUGGGGUGGGUGCCGUUGGGGUUGGGGGGGGAGAGGGUGUAUGGGGAGCAUUGUUUGUUGAAGCAGAGGGUUGGGAGGAAGUGAGGUGAGGAGAGGGGAGGUGUAUGAUAUGGUGUUUAUAUAUUAGAUGGGUGUACGGGGUGUGGUUGGAUGUAGUGUUGGUGGUGUAUUAUAUGAAUACCACAAAAAGGGCGAUAGACCCGUUAUAUGCGCCAGCAGCAUCUCGUCACUCCCACGUGUCCAUAUGCACCACCCCCAUGCUCUCCAUCUAUAAAACCAGUCCGCGCGACUAUUUUCUUCCAAUUCCAACUCACGAGAUAGAUGUCCGCAACGCACAUGUUGCGUUGUUCUCGCCGCAAUGGACUUAGGAAGAAUAUGAGUCUCCACGAUAAACGUGGGUGGGUGGGUGCGGCGUUGAGAGGGGGGCCUACUAUUGUCACCGCACCCUCUCACCACUAUCAAUAUCUUGUCACCGCUAGAUUUUUACCACAUUGCACCGCCAGUGCCGCAGGGUAUAGACGGCGCGAGAGCACGGGGUGGUGAGCACAGGCGAGGAGGGGGGCGUGGUGGAUUGCGCGGUGGAUUGCGCGGUGGUGGGGGACGGGUUCUGGAACUGCAUGUAGUCGAUCAGGUGUUUGGUUGAGAGGAG